Messenger RNA from Diceros bicornis minor, 2244 nucleotides. RefSeq names its product tubulin tyrosine ligase like 6 (gene TTLL6). Gene Ontology annotation, biological process: protein polyglutamylation; microtubule cytoskeleton organization. The record is from RefSeq and is a predicted model, not a curated record. Bases 16 to 2244 code for a protein of 742 amino acids. Gene Ontology annotation, molecular function: tubulin binding; tubulin-glutamic acid ligase activity. Gene Ontology annotation, cellular component: cilium. NCBI's taxonomy places the organism in Eukaryota, Metazoa, Chordata, Mammalia, Perissodactyla, Rhinocerotidae. The transcript has 12 exons.
UCGCUAGAGCGAGUGAUGGAAAUGAAAAGUUACCAGAAAAUCAAUCACUUCCCAGGGAUGAGUGAAAUCUGUCGCAAGGACUUGCUGGCCCGGAAUAUGAGCCGCAUGUUAAAGAUGUUCCCCAAAGAUUUCCACUUUUUCCCUAGGACCUGGUGUCUUCCUGCUGACUGGGGAGAUUUACAGAACUACAGCAGGUCAAGAAAAAAUAAGACGUACAUUUGUAAGCCGGAUUCGGGCUGCCAAGGGAGAGGUAUAUUCAUCACCCGGACAGUGAAAGAAAUCAAACCAGAGGAGGAUAUGAUCUGUCAGCUCUAUAUUUCAAAGCCCUUUAUCAUUGACGGGUUCAAGUUUGACCUACGGAUUUAUGUGCUGAUGACAUCCUGUGACCCUCUCAGGAUUUUUGCGUACAAUGAAGGACUGGCCCGCUUUGCCACAACCUCUUACUCCCACCCUUGCACAGACAACCUGGAGGAUAUCUGCAUGCACCUGACUAAUUAUUCCAUCAAUAAGCACAGCUCCAAUUUCGUUCGAGAUGCUCACUCUGGCAGCAAGAGGAAGCUCUCCACCUUCAACAUGUACAUGGAGAGCCACGGCUACAACGUGGAGGGGAUGUGGAGAGAUAUUGAGGACGUCAUCAUCAAGACCAUCAUCUCGGCCCACCCCACCAUCAAGCAUAACUACCAAACCUGCUUCCCCAACCACACACUCAACAGUGCCUGCUUUGAAAUCCUGGGCUUCGACAUUUUGUUGGACUGCAAACUCAAGCCCUGGCUGCUGGAGGUCAACCACUCCCCGAGCUUCUCCACUGACUCCCGGUUGGAUAAAGAGGUGAAGGACAGUCUGCUGUAUGACACCUUGGUUCUGAUCAACUUGGGAAGCUGUGACAAAAAGAAAGUGUUGGAGAGGGAAAGACAACGGGGGCGAUUCCUGCAGCAAUGUCGUUCUCGGGAGACCAGGAUCGAGGAAGUCAAGGGUUUUCAGGCCAUGCGUCUAAAGAAAACUGAGAAAUAUGAGAAGCAAAACUGUGGAGGGUUCCGCCUCAUUUAUCCCAGUCCGAAUUCGGAGAAGUAUGAGAAGUUUUUCCAGGACAACAGCUCCCUCUUCCAGAACACUGUUGCCUCUAGGGCUCGGGAGGUGUGUGCCCGGCAACUGAUCCAGGAGCUGAGACUAAAACAGGAGAAAAAAUCCUUCCAAACGAAAGAGAAGAAGGUAGAGAUGCAGGGGGAAACAUCAGGCGAGCCAGCGAGAGGCAAGAGAGGGAGGAGCUGGCGACAGAAACAACAGCAGAAAUGCAAGGCUGCCACCACCUACGCCUCCAAACAAUAUCUCCAGCCAUUGACGUUAGUGUCCUUCAUGCCUGACUUGCUCUUGAGUGUCAGGGAUGCAAAGAAAAAUGAGACAGACAGCAGCCUUGACCAGGAGGCUCCCAAGAAGGAGGCUGGCCCUACUCCCCCCAAGCCUACGUCUGCGAGGCAUCACAUCUUUGUACCCGUCCUGAGGGAUUCAAGCCUUGUCAGCUGCCCCAGGCGGGAGCUCAGUAAACCCAUCUCCGGAAUCAAGGAAGCCAAGUUUGCUUCUACAAUGAACAUAUUCCCUGGCACCGUGCCUCUCACCUCAGUAGAAACCUCCCCUGAAUCCACUACCCAGGUCUCAGACUCUCCUGAGUCUCUGCCAAGCGUGACCAUGACCACAAGCUCUGAAUGCAGUAGCCCAGAGAUGGACAGGGUGGUCUCCUUUAAAUGCAAGCAGCAUCAGAUCCCCCAGCACCUCAUCCAGGAGAAAAUAUCAAACAUUUCUCUGCCUACAAAAUCUCAGAGUUUGUUGGAGAGUCUGAACCCAAGGUGGACUUUGCUAAAGAAUGACACGAAGAAGCAGCAUCUGAUGUCAGAGCUAUUCACCAAGAUUCAACUGAGGGAGAAGCUCUCCUUGUUCCCAGCUCGCUACAACCCAAAGCUGGUGCUGAGUAACCAGUCAAAAAACCCCUCCCUGACCCAGGAAGCCUACUUCCAUGGCCAAACCUCUGACAACAAGAGGCAGCCGGAUGUGCCCUCCCUCCUCCUCUUGCAGAGUUCUCACAGCCAGGAUGUUUCUCUGCAUGAUCUGCUGGUGGUGGCCACUCCAGCCCGCCUGGAUCCAAGGCCUGGCAGAAGCCAUCCAGGUGCUAUGAGGGACCCGUGUAUACAGGAUAAGCAAGCAUACAGUCACUGCCUGAUCUCUGGCCAAAAAGGAUGUGAGAAGACCUAG